Molecule: messenger RNA, 960 nt
Organism: Fonsecaea erecta
Lineage: Eukaryota; Fungi; Ascomycota; Eurotiomycetes; Chaetothyriales; Herpotrichiellaceae
Exons: 3
Coding region: 1-960 (319 amino acids)
Molecular function (GO): hydrolase activity
Source: RefSeq, a predicted model, not a curated record
AUGGCGUACGCAGAAUCAUGGCUCGACCUGGAGAAGACCCUGGGCGGUCGUAUGGUCAUGACCGGGACUCCAGAAGAGAUUCGUGCCCAAUAUGACCAACUGGUGGGCCUGCUCCUCCCUCAACUGCCUCCUCCAUCCGAGGCUGUCGAAAGCAAAGACGGUGAAGUCGAGGGCAUCAAGUACCGCUUGUACACACCCAAGGAGGCAGCCAAGUCGGGUCCUCUUCCAGUCGCCAUCUGGACGCACGGUGGAGGGUGGAUGACCGGCGACCUCAACUCGGACGAUUUGCUCUGUAGGAUUGUGGCCGAAGCCGUUCCCUCCAUCAUCAUCAGUGUGGAUUACCGACUUGCCCCGGAGCACAAGGUCCCCACACAGCUCCAGGACUGUUUGACCGUGUACAAAUGGGCACGACAAAAUGCCGCAUCGUACGGCGGUGACCCAAACAAAUUCUACACCAUUGGUGGCUCUGCCGGUGGUGCACUAGCACUCGAAAUCGCUAACCGUAUAGUCAAAGACCCCUCGAAGCGCGAUGGGAUCAAGGGCAUCGCCGCCAUUGUGCCCUGUGCUCUGCACUGGGACAACGUGCCUGAGGAGUAUAAGGAUAUAUACAAGUCGUACGAAGAGAACAAGGAAGGCGUCCCCAUCAUCGACAAGAAGUCGAUGCAGAUCUUCUACGAACAUGCAGGGGCCGAUCCGAAGGACAGCGACAUCUUCGUCGCGUUGGCCAAGGAGAACCACGCGAACUUCCCACCGACGUACUUUGUCAGCUGUGAAAAGGAUCCCUUGAGAGACGAUGCCUAUGUGAUGGAAGCGGCCUUGAAGAAGGCUGGUGUCCCCACUAAGCAUGACCACUACAAGGGACUGCCUCACUACUUCUGGAUCUUCCCUUCUGUGCCCGAGGGGCAGCAGUUCGUGGCCAAUUUGAUUGGGGGUGUAAAGUGGCUUAUCUCGCAGAUGUAA